This is a messenger RNA of Paramecium sonneborni, 691 nucleotides long. The record is from the annotation of a GenBank genome assembly. Lineage: Eukaryota; Ciliophora; Oligohymenophorea; Peniculida; Parameciidae.
AUGGAAGAUGAGAAGGAAUAUAGUAUAUUGGCAAAAAAGGAUAAUGAUAGGAUAUUGAUGUCCUCAGAGAUGAUAUUUUACAAAAUGUUUACUUAAACAAGAAAUUAGGAUCUAAGGUAAAGCAAAUGUCACUCCUUAAUUCUUUUUAUCAUUUAAAAAAAUAUGGAUUUGAAUGGAAGAAAUUGCAUCAGAGGAUAAAGAAAAAAUAUUUUGGAAAGGGAUGCAACUUUUUAAUACUCUAAUAUUAUGAUUUUCUAUGAAAUUAAUGAAAGAGAAACUAUAAUAAUGAAUGCAUUUAAUAUUAAAUUUAUUAGGACCAUAAAGGGAAAAAAUUAUCAGACUUAAAAGAAAAGAUAUUAACCUUUAUCAAGAAGAUUAGAAUUAUACCAAGAAGGUAAGAUCAAUCAUUUAACGAGGGAGCAAAACAGAUCAAAAUUUGUGUUUUGGCUUUGAGAAAUCACAAAAUCUCCAGAAUACUUAAAUAAUAGAUAAAAUUACUUCAGUAGAUGAAUAAUUUGAAGCAUUGAUUAUGCCAAUGCAAGAAUAAAGUUAAAUAGAAUAAGAGAAAUAAAAUAAAAAUAGUAAUAAAUAUAAUAAUAGGAGAAUUGAAAAUUCAGGUUCAUUUAUUAAAGUUAUUAUUAUUUUAUAAAUAUAUCCUCCUUAAACUAUAUUAGUAAAUAAUCGUUUUUGA